UUUUGAUAUUCUGGCUUUAUUAACUGACUUCACUCUCUGUGCUUAUGAAACUGGCUAGCUUGUCAGUUGCAUAAUACAGUUGCCUCUCAUGGCUGCACGGCUGUUGAAGGUGUCUACUGUCGCCACUGCAGUGUUCGCCUCAUCUGGAUUUAUCCUGUACAACAAGCAUGUGGACCCAAAUGACAUCAGUGUUAUUCGGUUCGGCAGAGCAGCAGCAACGACAGCGGUCAUCAGCUAUGAUUAUAUCACAGCUUUUCGGAAUGUGCCAUUUGGAACAGAAGAAUACUGGGAGCUCAAGUCUAAGGUGCACCUGCGCUCAGCGGAGAGGCUGCGGGACCUGUGCUGCGCCAACAGGGGCACCUUCAUCAAGGUGGGGCAGCACCUGGGCGCCCUGGACUACCUGCUGCCCCAGGAGUACACCAGCACGCUGAAGGUGCUGCACAGCCGAGCCCCCCAGAGCACCUUGGACGAGAUCCAGCAGGUCAUCCGCGAGGACCUGGGGAAAGAGAUCCACGAGGUGUUCAGUAGCUUCGAUGAGCAGCCGCAGGGCGCGGCCUCACUCGCUCAGGUGCACAAGGCCGUUCUGCAGGACGGCAGAACGGUGGCGGUCAAGGUGCAGCACCCCAAAGUCCAGACGCAGAGCUCCAAGGACAUCAUCGUCAUGGAGUUCCUGGUGCACGUGGUCCACUGGCUGUUCCCGGACUUCGCCUUCAUGUGGCUGGUGGAGGAGGCCAAGAAGAACAUGCCCCUGGAGCUGGACUUCCUCAACGAGGGCCGCAACGCAGAGAAGGUGGCCAACAUGCUCAAGCACUUUGACUUCCUCAAGGUUCCAAAAAUUCACUGGGAUCUUUCGACUAAGCGUAUCCUGACGAUGGACUUUGCCGAGGGAGGCCAGGUGAACGACAGAGACUACAUGAGGCGAAAUGGCAUCGAUGUCAAUGAGAUCUCACAGAACCUGGGGAAGAUGUACAGUGAGAUGAUAUUUGUGAACGGCUUUGUGCACUGUGACCCGCACCCUGGCAACGUCCUGGUGCGGAGGAGCCCGAGCGGCAGCAAGACGGAAAUUGUGUUACUCGAUCACGGCCUGUAUCAGGUGCUGAAGGAGGACUUCCGUCUGGACUACUGCCGCCUGUGGCAGGCCCUGAUGAAGGCGGACAUUAAGGGGAUCGAGAGGUACAGCCGGCGCCUGGGUGCCGGAGACUUGUUCCCGCUCUUUGCCUGCGUGCUCACCGCCCGCUCCUGGAAGUCCGUCAACGAGGGCAUUAGCCAGACGCCGGUCACCAACUCGGAGGACGUGGAGAUCCGCACCAACGCCGCCCUGUACCUACCUCAGAUCAGCGAGCUGCUCAACCGUGUCCCCCGCCAGAUGCUGCUCCUACUCAAGACCAACGACCUGCUGCGCGGCAUCGAGACCAUCCUGCAGACGCGCGCUAGCUCCAGCUCCUUCAUCAACAUGUCCCGCUGCUGCACGCGCGCCGUGGCCAGGCACAGGAGGAGUAAGACGUGCUCGCGGAGCAAGCGUUUGCAGAUUUCGUUGUCCGAGGCGAUCACGUUGUGGCAGAUCAGCCUGUAUGAGAUGUUCAUGUGGAUCAAGAGCUCCACGCUGGGCUGCUGGCUCUCAGCGCUCAUCAAUGUCCUGCCCGGCACAAGCUGAAGAGGCACAUUCUCUCUCUCUCCCUCCCCCUCUCUCUGAUUCUGCCUCCCUUUUUCUCUCUAUCCUCCUCCUAGUCUCUCUCUCUCUCUCUCUCUCUCCCC
Molecule: messenger RNA, 1755 nt
Organism: Alosa alosa (allis shad)
Lineage: Eukaryota; Metazoa; Chordata; Actinopteri; Clupeiformes; Clupeidae
Gene: adck1
Product: aarF domain containing kinase 1
Exons: 11
Coding region: 89-1654 (521 amino acids)
Biological process (GO): lipid homeostasis; mitochondrion organization
Cellular component (GO): mitochondrial inner membrane
Source: RefSeq, a predicted model, not a curated record